Molecule: messenger RNA, 1269 nt
Organism: Prunus armeniaca (apricot)
Lineage: Eukaryota; Viridiplantae; Streptophyta; Magnoliopsida; Rosales; Rosaceae
Source: the annotation of a GenBank genome assembly
AUGCAAUUUGCCAAAAAGGAUGAACUCAAGGAAGCUAUUAGGGAGUAUGCAAUUGUGCAAGGGAGGAAUGUUAAAUUGAUAGACAGAGAUGAGCAGACAUUUGCCAUAAAGACUCUCUCCUUAGAGCACAAGAAAAGUCCUGAGUGGGAUGUAGGGGCAUUCCAGUCUGAGGUAUUGGAAAAGUACCAUAUGAAUGUUUCAAGGCAUCAGAUUUAUAGAGCAAAAAGCUUGUCCAAGGUUAUCAUUGAAGGAAGCUAUGUGGAGCAAUAUGCGAGGUUAUGGGACUAUGCAGAAGAGUUGAAGAAGGUUAACAAAGGCAGCACUGAGGGACAUAAUAAGACACGGCAUGCCAACCAAGGGGCAGCACAUGCCCUUCCUAAUCAACCCAAUCAAGGAACAUUUGGCUCUUCUACAGUCCAAGGGGCAGCUCAGGCCCAGCCUAAUCAGCCCAACCCAUCUAGAGGCAAAAGGAGAGGUAAAGGUACUACUACAGGAAGAGGGAAAGGAAAUGACAGAGGACAAAUGCCAAAUGGAAGAGGAAAUGUGGAUGGGCUCCUACUUAGCCCUAUUUUCGGCAAUUCUCUUAUCAAGGCGUAUGGGAAAGGAACCAUUGUGGUUCCAACAGGUUUGACGCAGCUGGACCUCCCUACAAGGGUGAGGCGCCACUUUGCUUUCUCUCUGCAUUUUCAAAACAGAGCUUGUAAUGGGGAGGGAGAUGGGUGGAGCCUUUUGUCCGAUGGGUAUUUGCCCUUUACCCAUGAAUUUCUGCUGGUUCUUGCCUUGACCCUUUGUUUGACUUGUUUGAAGUCUUAUCAGAGGGCUUUUAACUCUAUUGAUGUGGGUUGGGCUAAGCAUUUUGGAACGGGCUUGAGUUUCAAAGCCCCCCAAGUGGCUUUGAAACUUACGUUCCUUGAACCCUCAAUGGGCCCCGUGAUUGCUUGUUUCCUUCCAUACCACAACCUUCUCACUUGUGUUGGCGGCUCCUAUAAAUUCUCUUUUAUCCCGAUUGAGCUUAUUUUGCAUCCAAUCACCUAUAUUGGGCCAAGGGUUAAUUUGGGUUUAGCCCCUUGGAUUUUUGGGCCUCAACAAAAUGUUGGAAAUGGGACAACAGAAAUGCCAAACAAGCCAUCAUCAUCACAACCACUCUUUUACACUGGAGCUACAUCAUCAUCAUCACAACCACCCAACAUUGCUGACAUAAAGAGAUUCAAGUAUCUUGCCAAGAGAUUCAAGUCUUCUGCCAAGAAGCUUAGACCAUGGAUGUUUUGA